Lodderomyces orthopsilosis Co 90-125 is the source of this 2991-nucleotide messenger RNA. RefSeq names its product chitin synthase I (gene CHS2). Gene Ontology annotation, molecular function: chitin synthase activity. The record is from RefSeq and is a predicted model, not a curated record. The transcript has a single exon. Gene Ontology annotation, cellular component: cell septum; cell periphery. Lineage: Eukaryota; Fungi; Ascomycota; Pichiomycetes; Serinales; Debaryomycetaceae. The coding region runs from base 1 to 2991 and encodes 996 amino acids.
AUGAGUUAUCAUAGAACUAAUGGUGAUUCAAACCACUUACACCCUGAUUACAACAACAACAACACUAGUUCAAAUCUAUAUAGAAUGCCAUCAGAUGAUUAUGAUGAAGAUGAUAAUCUGUCAUUGGAAUUUUUAGAUCAUAAUGUGAGCCAUAUGAGUAAUACACCCUUAACUCAAGGUGUUUAUACUAAUCAUCACAAUAAUAUAUCUUCGCAUUCGAUGAAUUUUAAUGAACCAGCACCGCCUCCUAUAUACCAUCAAAAUCUAUCAACUGCUUCAUUACAUCAUGACAGCUAUUACAAUCAACCUAUUUUCAAUGCUCCGCCACAAGUACAAGGAGAUCCAUUUCAGGAAGACUAUGAGAUGCAAUACCAGGGGUAUAAUAGUAAUUAUAAUCAUGCAUUUGUGCCUCAUGUAUAUUCUGAUGAGGACCAAGAGGAAAGAGAGUUUGAUCAAAGAAUACAAUACAAUCAAUUUGAAGGUGACCAUUAUGACUUAGCUACUGCCAGUUAUGUUGUUGAUGAUGAUGCGCAGCCUGAGUUUGUUCCUGUUGGGAAUCUUAUUGAUGAAGAAGAUGAAGUGGUCCCUGAUAGUCCAUUUGGUGAUAACAAUCUUGAUGAUUUUCAACAGCCACCCGAACAAGAAGAGGUUAGAGCUAAAAAACCAAUUAGAGCAUCCGGUAUCAAUGGUCAUUUAGUACUUGAUUGUCCAGUUGCUGGUGAAUUGUUGUCCAAGUUUCCCGAUUACAACCCCGAUGAGAAAGAUGGAGGGUUAUCUAGAGAAUUUGCAUUUAUGAGAUAUACUGCGGUUACGUGUGGUCCAUCAAAUUUUUAUCGUGAUGCAUAUAUAUUAAGGCCGGUGCAUUAUCCUAUUCCAAGACAAACUGAGAUGAUGAUUGUAAUUACCAUGUAUAAUGAAGAUGAUGUAUUGUUAGGAAGAACUUUAAAAGGAGUUUUCAAAAAUAUCAAAUAUCUUGAAUCAAAAUCACGAUCUUCAACUUGGGGUAAAGAUUCAUGGAAGAAGAUUGUUGUUUGUAUUGUUAGUGAUGGAAGAACCAAAAUUAACGAACGUGCACAAGCAUUAUUGGCAGGAUUGGGUGUUUAUCAAGAAGGAUUGGCCAAAAGUAGAGUUGAUGAUAAAAAAGUACAAGCUCAUAUGUAUGAAUAUACUACUAGAGUGGGGAUCAGUUCAGUUUCUGAUGAUGUUGUCAAGCUCACUACGGAAAAAAUUGUCCCUGUACAAAUGCUUUUUUGUUUAAAGGAAACCAAUGCUAAAAAGAUUAAUUCUCAUCGUUGGUGUUUCCAAGCAAUUGGUCAAGUGUUGGACCCUAAAAUUGUUGUAUUGCUAGAUUGUGGUACUCAACCAACAGGUAAAUCUCUUUACAAACUAUGGAAAGAAUUUGAUAAUGAUCAUCGAGUUGCAGGUGCAUGUGGAGAAAUCAUUGCCUCGUUGAAAAAAAGACAAAUGAUUACAAACCCUUUGGUUUAUGGACAAAACUUUGAAUACAAAAUCUCAAAUAUCUUGGAUAAACCAACUGAAUCUUCAUUUGGUUUCAUAUCAGUAUUGCCAGGUGCUUUCUCAGCAUAUAGAAAUAUUGCAUUACAAAAUGAUAUCAAUGGUAGAGGUCCAUUGGAAAAAUAUUUCAAGGGGGAAUUCUUACAUUCUUCGGGUGAGUUGGAUCCUCAAGAUGAUGAAUAUGAAAUGAAACGGACUUUACUCAAGGAAGAAGCAGGGAUUUUUACAUCGAAUAUGUAUCUUGCAGAAGAUCGAAUCUUGUGUUUUGAAUUGGUGGCGAAACAAGGGUGUAAUUGGGUUUUGCGAUAUUGUAAAUCGGCAAGAGCUGAAACUGAUGUUCCAGAAAGAUUAGCUGAAUUUAUCUUACAAAGAAGAAGAUGGUUAAAUGGAUCGUUCUUUGCUGCCAUUUAUUCCCUUGUUCAUUUUUUCAAAGUUUGGAAAAGUUCUCAUUCUAUUAGUCGCAAGAUUAUGUUACAUGUUGAAUUUUUUUAUCAAUUGAUUAAUUUAAUUGUGUCUUGGUUUUCCAUUGGAUCUUAUUUCCUUGUGUUUCGAAUCUUGACCACUUCGUUAUCCAACUCCGAUUUGAAUUUUGCUCCUGGUAAUGUGUUGUCAGUGAUUUUCCUUUGGUUGUAUUUGGCAUCAAUUGUAACAACAUUUGUCCUCAGUUUUGGUAAUAAACCAAAGGGGACUGAACGAUUCUAUAUUGUUAUUGUUAUUUUCUUUGCAAUAUUGAUGGCAUAUAUGAUUUUUGCGGCAAUUUUCCUUGCUGUUCAUUCAAUUCAACAAAUUUAUGAAGAAAAAAGCUUUUCGGUGCUGUUGUUUUUUGAAAAUGCUCAGUUUAGAGAUUUGAUAGUGGCUACAGCAUCAACUUACGCCCUAUACUUUCUUGCAUCAUUCUUGUACUUUGAACCAUGGCAUAUGUUUACUUCCUUCAUUCAAUACUUGCUCCUUUCGCCAUCCUACAUCAAUGUUCUCAACAUUUAUGCAUUUUGUAAUAUUGAUGAUGUUUCCUGGGGUACCAAGGGAGAUGUUGGAGGUAAGUCAUUGGGUGAAGCUAAAUUACGUGAAGAUGGUACAUUUGAUGUGAGUGUGCCCAUUCUCAAGGAAGAAAUUAAUCAAUCUUACUUGAACCAAUUGGAAAAAAUCAGAGACCCAGCACCACCACCAGAAAAACAAGUUGAGGUCAAUACUGAAGAUUAUUAUGCCUUCAUUAGGUCAAUGACAGUAUUAAUUUGGAUGAUUUCCAAUUUUGUCAUUAUUGCCGUGGUCCUAGAGACGGGAGGUUUCAAUCAAUUGGAUGGUUCAGAAAGUGAUGGAACUGAUACCACAACAAAGACUACUCGACUGGAGGUUUUCUUGACGGUGAUCUUAUGGACGGUUGCUUUCAUGGCGUUGUUUCGGUUUAUUGGAUGUAUUUAUUAUUUGAUUAGUCGAUUAGGAAGAAGAAUGAGACGCAGCGAACACGCUACUAAAUAG